GUGCUGGGCGUACGGAGAAUGCGAAAAGAGAGGGUUGAGAAGCCGACCGGGGGGUUGGAUUGCACAGCCCCCGUAACUGGCCGAGGCGCAAGGUAUAAAAUCAGACGUCGGGUACCUGGGGUUAUUCAGUGUUGGACCGGAUCCCGUGCUCGGCUCAACAUCACCUCAUCGGAUCUCGAUCUCCAUCCAGAACAACGAUGAGAAACCAUCUAUUCGUAUUCCUCGUCGUCCUAAUAUUUUCCGCCUCUCUCAAUCUAUCCCAAUGUGAGCAAGAUCGGAAGUUGGAAUCUACAAGAGGGGGAGAGAAGUUGAAGCCCAAUAUCAGGCGGGCGUCCGGUUUGUUGUCCUACCCAAGGGUCGGUCGAUCGAAUGCGCCCAUUUCGAAUCUGAAUUUCAACCGACGUGGCAUGGAGCCGGACACAGAUUUUCAAUUUUACAGCGCCGAGUUGGACCCGGCCCCGGACAAAGAUUACGAAGAUUCCCCAGCUCCAAAAUCUCUCGGGAGAUCGAUGUACACCAAACAUGCAGACAGAAUUCCUAAGGAAGCGCCCUGGCUAAUCUUAGAUCGUCCUCGUCCGUCCAAAGAUGGAUCUUGGAAGAUCGACGAAGGAAGAUCCAUAUAUCCGGCCGCGUUCCUAUUGAAUUCAGAUUCUCGAAACAGUCAGGUGAACGGUUACACGCCUAGACUCGGCCGGGGGAACGAUGCUGAUCGAAUUCUCUGCAAAUGAUCAUCACCGAGGAUCUUCAGGUUUCGCUUCAAUGGAAAUUCAUGCGACUUGGCCUAAUCUAUCUCUUUAUCCGAUAACCAAUUAUUCACUACUACAAUGGAGGAGGAAACUUUGUUUAAACGAGUGUAUAAUAAAAGGAUGGAUCGAUUUUUUUUCGUGAAAUUCAGCAAGCAUCGUUUGUAGAAAAUUUAUCGAAGUUUCCACAGUGUACACGGUCCGUAGAAUUUUCACUGACAUGAGUAAUAAAGCUGGUGAAAUGGCUA
Molecule: messenger RNA, 991 nt
Organism: Apis dorsata (giant honeybee)
Lineage: Eukaryota; Metazoa; Arthropoda; Insecta; Hymenoptera; Apidae
Product: CAPA peptides-like
Exons: 5
Coding region: 198-728 (176 amino acids)
Source: RefSeq, a predicted model, not a curated record